UCGUAACAAAAUAUUGAAAAUACAAUAUGUCGCUGUUGGUUCGUGGUUGUGUAGUUCGUGUAUUUUAUUAUAACUGCAACUUUGUGACAGCAAAAUUAUAUAAACGUACAAGUUAUUUACUUCCGGCUUUAAAGAAAUCAACACUUCGAAAUAAAAAUGACCCAAAUCCACUUUCAAGUCAUGAAGAUCAGGCUCGUGGACAACCAGUUUCUUUUGAAAACAUGGUGGAUAGCCGACGGAAUGAAGCAUUUAGGAGCAUUCUUGUCCAAGUACAGUCGGAGCAAUCCUGUUGUGAUCUUCAUAAAUACUGUAGUCAGUAUGGCGAGGUGAAAGGAAUGCACCACUAUAGUCUUCCAGGCUCUUUGCACUUUGUUGUGGUAGAAUUCACACACAGAUCUAGUGUGGAUCACAUCCUAAGUGUUAGUUGUUACGUAAAUAAGACAGAAGUGAUCCCUGUGUGGUCCCCGUUCUUGUGGUUUCGUGCUCCAAAGAAGGCUCUGCAGCCAAAAGGCAGCGCAUCACAACUGCCUUCAUUGGUGGAAACAAAUGGAAACAGUACACCCACUCCAGUGGAACUCAAGAGCUGGAUGCAGGCAGCAGAGUCAUUUUCAGACCAGAUACUGAUCCUUCAUCGAGCUACUUCAUUGAGUGACCUGGGUUCAAGGCUUCGUUUCCUGACAGCACGACAGAUUGAGCUUGCUCUUAGUGGACUGUUUCCACAAGUAACAGUUCUGCCAUUUGGAUCCUCUGUCAAUGGAUUUGGCAAGACGGCCUGCGAUUUGGAUCUUGUUCUCUUGGCAGGCAAAAGGCAGACUGCUGUAAGAUUCUGAAUAUUACUUCUG
Messenger RNA from Cryptotermes secundus, 842 nucleotides. RefSeq names its product poly(A) RNA polymerase, mitochondrial-like. NCBI's taxonomy places the organism in Eukaryota, Metazoa, Arthropoda, Insecta, Blattodea, Kalotermitidae. The coding region runs from base 27 to 830 and encodes 267 amino acids. The transcript has 4 exons. The record is from RefSeq and is a predicted model, not a curated record.